Molecule: messenger RNA, 519 nt
Organism: Microthlaspi erraticum
Lineage: Eukaryota; Viridiplantae; Streptophyta; Magnoliopsida; Brassicales; Brassicaceae
Source: the annotation of a GenBank genome assembly
AUGGAAAUGGAAGAAGAGAAGGAUUUGCCUUUGUUAUUGGGAACCCCUUUCCUUAGUACAGUUGGCGCUUCAAUUGACUUUCACAAGCAAGAAGUGAUCCUUCACAAGGUGAAUAGUUUGGUGUCAUAUCGCUUGCAGCCUAGAGGUUCAGACUUUUGUGCCACAAUUGACAGUACCAAUCUCAGUUCUAAGAGUCAUGGAGCUACAAAGGUUGUGAAGGAAAGGGUUGACAAGGAACCAAGAGUUGGGAAGGAUAAGGAUGAGAGAGGACCAAGGAUUGAGAAGCCACGUCUUGAGAGGGCUAGAGUUGAGAAACCACGAUCUGAUAGGCCAAGAGCUGAGCGACUUGUUCAAGCCCCUUGUGUGCUUGAUGAAGAGAGCCUUCAAGCUUUGUUUGAUGAGCCACUAGGAAGGGCUCUAAAGAAGGGGAGGAUGCAGCCUCUAAGGCAAGACCAGGAGAUAAAAGAAAGGAUCCACCAGCUCAGGCCCCUUCAGUCAAGCCAUCUCAGCUCACAAUGA